Molecule: messenger RNA, 1848 nt
Organism: Lottia gigantea (owl limpet)
Lineage: Eukaryota; Metazoa; Mollusca; Gastropoda; Lottiidae
Exons: 1
Coding region: 1-1848 (615 amino acids)
Source: RefSeq, a predicted model, not a curated record
AUGUUUAGUUUCCUACAAUUUGGACAAUCUGUAAAAAAUGGAGAAUUGACCGACAGAUUCAAACGAGAUGACAACGAUGAGGGGCUGACAAUGAAGAGUUAUACGAUAGCGUCGUCAGUAACUGAACGGUUCUCAACAAUCAAUAUCCAGAGUCGCCUGCAAAACAACCAUUCAUAUACUGUCAAGUCAAAGUUAUUAGUUCAUGUUCCAGAAGCGGCGUUCAUUUCAAAUUUCAGUAUAGUCAUAAAUGGAUCAGAAUAUGUGGGGAAAAUCGUUGCAAAUGAAGAAAGAGAUGAAGCUAUCCGUAACAGAACAGAAACCCAAUUAAAUGUUGAAGUCAAAUUUUCAGAGACGAAUACAGAACGGGGUAUAAACAUUUUUGAAAUAGAUAUAACACUAGAAGCUGGAGGAGAGACGACACUUUCAUUGACAUAUAAUGAACUUUUAGAACGUCGACUAGGACUUUACACUCAAAAAAUAUUUGUGUAUCCCGGUCAGGUAGUUGACACAUUAGCCGUUAGUGCGAUUGUGUUGGAAAGCCAAGGAUUCGAGACGUUCUCAUAUUCUGUUCCACACUCAGAGAAAUCUGUUUUGUUGUCAUCGGUUUCAAAUCCAACAGUAAACAGUGUUCUUUAUCAACCAACAAAAAAAGAACAAACAACAGUGUCGUCAAAAGGAAUAAAUGGACAACUUGUAAUUGAGUAUGAUUUGAAACACGAAAAAGACGCUGGUAAUGUAAUUGUAGAAGGUGGCUAUUUUGUUCAUUACUUUACACCAAGUGGACUUAAAACCAUGGACAAGAACAUUCUAUUUGUUAUAGAUGAUAGUGGAUCAAUGAGUGGUACGAAAAUCAGGCAAGUUCGGGAAUCGAUGCUAUCUAUUUUAGAUAAUCUGAAUCCAAACGAUUAUACCAAUAUCCUUAAAUUUUCCACUUCUGUGCAGACCUGGUUACCUAUGCCCGCCGUGGCAAGCUCUGAAAAUAUUGCAAAAGCGAAGACAUUUGUUAAUGACAAUCUCGAUGCCUCUGGAGGUACUAAUAUCAACGACGCCCUAAUUGAAGCCAUACAAUCACUGAAAUCAAGUUCUGUAAAUGUGAAGCGAGCCCAGAUUAUAUUUUUUCUGACAGAUGGACAGCCAUCUACUGGUAUAACAGACACGGAACAGAUACGAAAGAAUGUUAUGGAAGAAAACGAAGGCUUUGCAGCUAUAUAUUGUCUUGGGUUUGGUUUUAAUUUGGACUAUAAUUUCUUGAAGAACCUGGCCUACGAAAAUAAUGGAUUUUCACGACCAAUUUAUGAAGAUGAAGACGCUACUGAACAACUUGUGGAUAUUUAUAAUGAAAUUAAAGAUCCUUUUCUGUUAGAUGUUAAAGUUAACUAUGAUAGUAAAUAUGUAGAAUUAAAUUCAACCACAAACAACAAGUUCUACCAGUAUUUUAACGGAACCGAGAUUGUUGUUGCGGGAAAAUUAAAGAAGUCUGGUGUUCUUCCAGCUGAUACGGUUUUAGUUCAAGGACUUUCUAAGGAUGGAAACUUGGAUUUGAAAAUGACAUCCAGAUCUAUUACCAUUCGUCCUCUUGAUGAAAAUAGCAGCAACAAGAAGCUACAGGACAUAAAAAAAAUUAAACAACUAAUUGGAAAAUAUUCUACGUACAAUAAUGCUGAAUCUGAAAAAGCCAAACAAGAUGCUAUUAAAUUAGCAAUUGAGAACAAUUUUAUUACUAAAUUUACAUCAUUUGUUCUUCAAGUCAAGUCUCCUACAGCCUCACGAAAUAAAGUUAUGUGUACUAUAGGAUUCGGAACUGCUUUCACCGCCAUAAUCAGUCUUAUGAGUUUGUGGAUGUUUUAG